AUGAUGAAGACGGAGGUCGAAGAGGAUUCGAGGUCAAGGAAAGAGGGUGGUCAGGUUACUGAUAACUGCAGGUUUAUAUUUUAUAAAAUUGGACGUAUCCAAGAAUCGAAUAACGAACUAAUCCGCAACGGUUCCGGAUUUUUUUAUAUGGAUUCAAAUACUCGGGAAUGGGAAGUUUCGGAACUGGGAAUUGAUAAUCCGAAACAAUCAGUUGGUCACACUUUGCAUCAAUAUUAUGAAGUCAAAAACAAUCCAGAGGUGUUCAGCAUAAUGUACAACGAUGAAUUCCCGUAUCCCAACAAUGGUACCUGGUCCAAGAGUGCUGGACAUACCAAAGGUAACACAUCAGAUGCUCAGGCUGCAUUUUGCACUUGA
Gongylonema pulchrum is the source of this 375-nucleotide messenger RNA. The record is from the annotation of a GenBank genome assembly. Lineage: Eukaryota; Metazoa; Nematoda; Chromadorea; Rhabditida; Gongylonematidae.